UCUGUCAGUCAUGGCAAGCAAAACGGUAAGCGAUAAGGCGAAAUGGCGUAGAAGGAAAAGUUCUAAAGCCGUUUACGAAGACAACGAUUGCGCGAGCCUAGCCUGGCUCCUCAAUUUCAGACUGGACGAAUUUGUCAACGUAAAAGUUCCUGAUGAUGAGCAGGAAGAGCCAAAAGUCACAGCUGAUAGUCCACCGGCUGCUAAGAAACCGCCAUAUACUUACCCAGAAUUAAUCGAAAGAGCCUUGAGAGAAAAUGGCGAAUUGACGGUAUCAGCAAUUUACCAAUGGAUCUCUGACCGAUUCCCCUACUACAAAGCGAACGAUGAGCGCUGGAAGAACUCAGUCCGGCACAACCUGUCAAUCAAUCCUCACUUUCGGAAAGGAGCACGGGCAUCACAAGGUGCUGGUCAUCUUUGGUCACUGGCAGCCAAUGCUAUCGAUUUGUUACCAUUGAGGAAUCAGUUUGUGGACGCUGAGAAGAUAGAAGAAGUUCAGGAGGCACAAAUUAUUGAGUGCCCAAAAGUCAUAGUUUUAGAUGAAGCUGCAAUAGCUGCCGCUAGUAUCAUUCCAGAUCAAGAUUUAUUCACAGGUAACACAAUGUUCCUAAAUCCAGUGUCAACAGAGCAGGUGGUUCGUGAGUGUGGUCUCAUCACUAUGUGAUAGAGAAAUAACUUAGUGUAAUUAUAAUGUAUUGAGAAAGAAAAUUAGAGAAAUUCUAUUAAAUUAUAAGUCUUAUUUUCACUCGUUUAUUCAUUUAGUGAUCAACUAGAAGUGUCUUCGUAUUUAAACGCCAAAUUAAUGGCCAAACUUGUCUUGUUCUUAUGAGAUGCGCAAGAAACUAAACAUAAUUUGUUUUCUUCUUUGUUAUUUUUAGUUAACUAGACUAUUUACUAAUAAUUUUUUAAUGUAUAUUUUAGUAUGUAGAUGUUCUUAUGCUCAUACAAAUCACACACACACGCGCAAUAAUACGAUUGUACUAUAAAGCAUGUCGCUCCGAUGAGACAGAAAGCUUACAAAUUGCAGAUCGGAUAUCAUGUUGAAUAACUUGAAAUACUCGUAGUUAGAACAUUGUGCACGCUCGUUUGGAUGAGUAACUUUCACUUAAUUUUAUGGUCAAUUAGUAACAUUUUGUAUUGCCUUUGUUAAAAGGGCGAAUGAGCCAGAUUUAAGUUGCAUGAGUCUUUCUUCAAAUCUCUACAAAUUAAGCGUCAGUCCAGACAUUGGUAACGAUGCAUUAACGAUGUAACACGUGGUUAUAACUUCUUACAGUGCCAGUCUGUGGAAAAAGGUGAUCACCAACAUAAGUGGGUUGUACGUCUUUCUAGAAUGAAUUUUAUUAAACCAUUUCCUAAAAGUGGAUAUUUAUAUACAUAUAUAAUGUGAAUAUCUAAUAUAAUGUUCCCUCGUCAUGAACGUUUACAUUGUUUACACUGUUACACGUCAGAGUUCGUUCUUACGGAUUAGUUGUGAGCGGUAAUCGUUCACUUUGCAACAAGUAACUAGCUGUUUAAAGACUAUGAUCAAGUUCAACUUCAGCUAAUCACUAAAUUACUUCAAACAUUAAAUAAGCCAUUGGACUAUUGAGAAAGCUGUCUUAUAGUAUUUGAUAUUUAAUAUCUUUAUAUAGAUUACAUUAUUAUAUAUUAUGUUUAAUUUAUUUUUCUUAGUAUUCUUAUGCAAUUAUAAAUAUUUUAUAAUUGCAUAAGAUUUGAUGCAAGUAUAAAUAUUUUUUUCAGAACAGAUUUAGAUUUUAAGUGUUAUUGAUAUUUUUUUUAUUAUUAUUUUUUAUUGAGAAAGAACGCUAAAUAAAGGACAUCUUGUCAGGAAAGAAACGAAUGAGUACUUAGAAUACGACCAAGGUCAGUAUGUAUGUACAAACAUUUGUUCUGGGCAGAGAUCGAACACGCGACCCAUGAAGAGUUGCAGUCAAUACAUCACAUUCCAAUCAAUUACGCGAAAUUCAAUGCACAUUGAAAUACUUCAGACGGCUAACGAACAAAAUUAACUGUAAGAACAAACUCGACACUUAUCGUAAAGCAUGAUCAUGAAAUGUCAGAAAGCGACAUGCGACAUUGUUUAUAAUUAUUAUAACAUUUAAACGAAACACUCUUCAAAAUAGCAUAUCACGAUCAGAUACUAUGUGAUCUCUUACAGAAUACAACUGCAAUAAAUAAUAAAAAAUAAAUGCAGUCAAAAAACACGAUUAUAUUUGUUGUAGGUUUGUAUUAUUGAAUAAAAUAUU
Messenger RNA from Nymphalis io (European peacock), 2243 nucleotides. RefSeq names its product hepatocyte nuclear factor 3-beta-like. The coding region runs from base 11 to 661 and encodes 216 amino acids. Gene Ontology annotation, cellular component: nucleus. Gene Ontology annotation, molecular function: cis-regulatory region sequence-specific DNA binding; DNA-binding transcription factor activity. The transcript is spliced from 4 exons. NCBI's taxonomy places the organism in Eukaryota, Metazoa, Arthropoda, Insecta, Lepidoptera, Nymphalidae. Gene Ontology annotation, biological process: regulation of DNA-templated transcription. The record is from RefSeq and is a predicted model, not a curated record.